Molecule: messenger RNA, 774 nt
Organism: Sander lucioperca (pikeperch)
Lineage: Eukaryota; Metazoa; Chordata; Actinopteri; Perciformes; Percidae
Product: CD209 antigen-like protein A
Exons: 5
Coding region: 68-583 (171 amino acids)
Source: RefSeq, a predicted model, not a curated record
AGGGUUUUAUCUUCUGAUAUUGGCUGGACUCUUCAUUCGCUUCACUUUGCUGCAGACCAGAUACGAGAUGCUGAAGACCAGAUACAACCAACUGAGCAACAACUACAGUCAGUUACAGAGCAGCUACGAAACACUGAGUGUAAAUCACAGUCAGUUACAGGAUGAAGUGAAGAACCUGAAGGACAGAACUGAAGUUGUUGUUAAAAGCUGUCCUCAUGGAUGGACGAGAUCUGGAUGCAGUUGUUACUUUAAAUCAGAAGAGAAGAAGAAUUGGUAUGAAAGCAGAGCUGACUGUCAGCAGAGAGGAGCAGAUCUGGUCGUCAUAAACAACAAAGAAGAAAAGGAGUUUGUCACUGAACUGAGUAAGGAUGGAGAGUUCUGGAUUGGUCUACGGUAUGAAUGGAGACAAUCAGGAUACAAAUGGGAAUGGGUGGACGGAUCACCGCUGACAGAAACGUUCUGGGCAGCAGGACUGACUCACUAUGAUGGUUACUAUGCUACAUGCUGCAAUCAACAAGGAAAAUGGACACAAGGAUAUCAUUCUGAUAAUAAGAAGUGGAUCUGUGAGAAAAAGAUGAUCUGAACUCUUUGAUGACAGAGAGGUGUGUAGUGUUGAGAUCAACUUUGUCAAAUCAGACCAAUUCUUUAACAUUUGCUCAGCUGUUUAUUCUGUGUUGCUAAAUAACCUGAUUACAGAGAUAUUGUUCCUCUGCCCUUCAUAGAGCACAAUCUGGUUAGAAGUCAUGUGUACUUACUCUGUAGUCCUACAGGAUU